Molecule: messenger RNA, 1978 nt
Organism: Drosophila busckii
Lineage: Eukaryota; Metazoa; Arthropoda; Insecta; Diptera; Drosophilidae
Product: fatty acyl-CoA reductase 1
Exons: 8
Coding region: 291-1844 (517 amino acids)
Biological process (GO): long-chain fatty-acyl-CoA metabolic process
Cellular component (GO): peroxisome
Molecular function (GO): alcohol-forming very long-chain fatty acyl-CoA reductase (NADP+) activity
Source: RefSeq, a predicted model, not a curated record
UGGUAUCAUGGUAUUCACUUAGCCGUUUGUUGAGUUGAUAUUUUUCUCAGUGUGAGGCUCUGUUUCCUAAUUUUUGUAGUCAAGUUCGUUCAGUUGGUGUUUGGCAGUCAAAGCGCGCGGAGUGUGAACUAAAAUUUUGGUGAAUAAGCUAAUUAAUGUGUGUGUGCUAAAAUAUCCUUUAAAAAAAAGUAAACAGUCUUUUGAGUCAAAAGCAAACAGUGCUUAAUUAAAUUACUCUCCAGUGUGUUGAACAAAAUUUGCAGCUUAAGUGUUUUUGGCGCUGACGCAAGAUGACAACAAAACCGAAUUUUGAUUUUGAGAAGCAGGGCACGUUGACCAUAGGCCCGGUGGAUGACGAUGAAGUCGAUCGCAUUGCGGCGAGCUUCAAAGGACGCAGUCUGUUUAUAACAGGAGGCACAGGUUUUCUGGGCAAGGUGCUGGUGGAAAAGCUGCUGCGCUCGUGCGGUGAAUUAAAUCGCAUUUAUUUGCUUAUACGACCGAAGAAGGGCAAGGAUCCACAGGAGCGCAUUAAGGAUAUAUUUCAGAAUGUGCUCUUUGACCAGGUGAAACAGCUGCGUGGUGAGGCAAAUAUACAGAAGCAAGUUGUAGCCAUAGCUGGAGAUGUGCUGCUGCCAGGCUUGGGCAUAUCCGAGCAGGAUCUGGAGACGUUGCGCAAUGAGGUGUCUAUUGUUUAUCAUUGCGCAGCAACUGUACGUUUCGAUGAGCCACUGCGCAAUGCCGUUUUUAUGAAUACGCGCGGCACCAAGUAUAUGCUGGAGCUGGCUUGCACUUUGAAGCGUUUGGAGUUCUUUGCAUAUUGCUCCACUGCCUAUUGCCACUUGCAUGUAAAAACUCUCUACGAGAAGCCCUACGAUCCGCCAGCGGAUCCGCACAAAGUCAUACAGGCAUGUGAGUGGCUGACCGAUGACGAGGUGUCCACCAUUGAGCGCAAAGUAUUGGGCGACAUACCCAACACCUAUGCCUAUACCAAAUCCUUAGCAGAGGCGCUGGUUGUAGAGAAGUUCAACGAACUGCCUGCAGUUAUUCUGCGUCCAUCUAUAGUCAUACCCAUUUGGAAGGAGCCCAUACCUGGCUGGACGGAUAAUAUUAAUGGACCUACAGGUUUGCUCAUUGGCGCCGGCAAAGGUGUCAUACGCACCAUGUACUGUAAUUCGUCGGGCUAUGGUGACUUUCUGCCCGUGGAUGUUGCUGUCAAUGGCAUUUUGGUGGCUAGCUGGCGUAAUAUUACAGAAGGCACGUCUAGCUCAAAUCGAGUUGCGCAUAUGACGUCAUCAAAUGAUAUUAAAGUCUCUUGGGCCGAGAUCAUUGAGUUAGGACGUUGGGUCAUUGAGAAUAAAGUGCCCUUGAAUGGCGUGGCUUGGUAUCCUGGUGGUUCCAUGAAAUCCAACUAUUGGGUUCACUACAUUUGCAUGGUACUCUUUCAAUGGAUUCCUGCUCUCUUUGUUGACGCCUUGCUCUGGCUUUUGCGCUAUCCUCCUGUCUUAUGUCGUGUUCAGAAUCGUAUUUCAAAAGGUUUCGAGGUCUUUGAGUACUAUGCUAACAAUGUUUGGAGCUUUGACAAUUCGCAGGCCCUCAAGUUUCGCAAGCUUAUGAAUAAUAGGGAACGCAAAACAUAUGUAAUAGAGAAAAUUGAUCUUGAUUUAAUUGAUUACUUCACAAACUGUGUGUUGUGUGCACGUCGCUUGAUUCUUAAGGAAUCUGACGAGUCUAUACCUGCAGCCAGGCGUCACAUGAAAAUCAUGUGGGUUGUGGACAAGAUCUACAAGGGCAUGUGGCUUUUUGGCAUUUUGUAUAUGCUUUAUAAAUGCUUCUUUGCCAGUUAGACUCAGCUUCAUUUAAGUUAAGUGCUUAAGACCAAAAUUUUAACAGCCUUGAAUUGGCCUGGUUGUUUCAUUAUAUUGUGUUUUAGUUUUAGUUGGUGUUGAUACGAUGUUUAAAUAAAUGUUAGUAGUAUGAG